Molecule: messenger RNA, 1434 nt
Organism: Trichogramma pretiosum
Lineage: Eukaryota; Metazoa; Arthropoda; Insecta; Hymenoptera; Trichogrammatidae
Product: choline transporter-like protein 1
Exons: 7
Coding region: 1-1434 (477 amino acids)
Biological process (GO): transmembrane transport
Cellular component (GO): membrane
Molecular function (GO): transmembrane transporter activity
Source: RefSeq, a predicted model, not a curated record
AUGAGUCACAGCCGAGAUUUCGGCAAAAAGAUCGCUUACGAUCCAACAUGGACAGGUCCACUGAACAUAAAACGAAAAGCAGAAAACAUACCCUUUACAGUCGCUUAUUACUUGUUCGUCGGCCUUUGGAUCGGAGUAGCUAUUUACGCUUAUCUGGCCGGCGACGUAUCAAAAUUCGAAGAGAAUGACGAUUUUACGACCGAGUGUGAGCAAUUCGUCGCCUCGGAAUGGUGGAUCGUGCUGACUGUAUUCCUGUUGGGCGCGUUCUGGUCGAUUUUGUUCCUGGCCUUAUUGAGAGUCGCGGCGAAGUUCAUGGUUUACACAGCGAUCGCCUUGAUGUUCACCAUCAUCGGCUUGGCUGUAUUCGGCUCGGCUUGCGCCCUGAUCUUUGAACGGACGCGCGGUACUUUCGCUGGCUUCAUCGUGUGCACAUUAUUGCUGAUUAUCUCUAUAUGGGCGUACAUGACAAAAAGCAAAUUCAUCCCGAUGACCUGCGAAAUCAUUCGAGAGGCGGUCAAAGCUAUAUUCUUCUUUCCGCUGGUUUUCAUUUACACGAUGGCCUACUACGCUCUGGCCACAAUCUUCACAUAUUUCAUAAUGGAAAUUUGGGUCCACCUAGCCUCGAUCGUCAUCAUUGAGGGAUACGUUCCGAUCCAAUUAUAUUUUUGUGACAUAAUCAAUGUUAUCGCUCUAAUCUGGAUCAAUUGCCACAUGUGGGGCAUCUACCGGCUGAGCGUGGCUGGAUCAUACGGAACCUGGUACUGGGCCAUGAACAAGCGCGAGGUGCCGCUCACCACCACGUUGCGCUUCAUCUACAUCGCCGUCAGAUACCACAUUGGCCCGGUGGCGUUCGGCUCGCUCAUCUUGACGGUCUGCUUCAUACUGCGAAUGUUGAUCAGUAUGAUUUGUUCGUCCGCGGGCGCCGACGAUCCCAACGCGAAUCCCGUCACUUGUCUGUUCCGCAGCUGCUUGCUGUGCUGCUAUGCCGCUGUAUCCUGCCUCGAGACGAUAGUUGAGUCCGUCACUGGCUUGUCUUUCGUUUAUAUCGCGCUUCACGGCGGUGGAUUCAUUGAUGCAGCACGAGAGUCGUUCAAUAUGUUCAGAAGAAAUUUUUUGAAAGUCGCCAUCCUCUCGCAGAUCGUAAGAAUUUUGUGCGUUGUUGCCAUGGUUUUGAUCUCAAUCUUGACGGUUCUCGUAUUUUGGGGACUAGUGUCGUCGCAAUCGAUAGCAUUAGAAGAGAGGCAAAUUGUACUGGGUCUUUGUAUACUUGGCAUCCUGGUUCUGGUCGGUUUAAUGCUUGAACCAUUAUCGAUUGCCGUUGAUACCAUCUUCACGUGCGUGCUCGAAGAUUUUGAAAUGAACGGCGGCACCAACAGACCUUACCACAUGUCGGAUAAGUUGAAAAAACUAGUUCUCGAGAAUAGACUGGAGUAA